AUGUCGAAGAAAACCACCGCGCCAUCGGGCGAAGCUACGUUAAACGCCGGCUACAAAGACGUGGAACUGGAUCAUAUUGUCAUGUCCUAUUGUAGGAAAAUGGGCUACUUGCAAAGUGUAGCCGCUCUCAAGGCUGAGGCCAAAGCAGCAGCAAGUCUUGAAAGUGCAACGUUUAGUGAUAUGGUUAAUAGUAAUGCAGAUGUGGCCGGCCAUGUGAUGAUGUUUAACGGGAACGAGAUCAAGUCGGAUAGCUACGAUCUGAGCUAUACGGCCCUGAAGGAGUGGAUUGGUAGCUCUUUACAAGCGUACAAGGUGUGGUAA
Messenger RNA from Sphaeroforma arctica JP610, 321 nucleotides. RefSeq lists its product as hypothetical. Bases 1 to 321 code for a protein of 106 amino acids. Gene Ontology annotation, molecular function: protein binding. The record is from RefSeq and is a predicted model, not a curated record. Lineage: Eukaryota; Ichthyosporea; Ichthyophonida. The transcript has a single exon.